Molecule: messenger RNA, 3018 nt
Organism: Didymodactylos carnosus
Lineage: Eukaryota; Metazoa; Rotifera; Eurotatoria; Philodinida; Philodinidae
Source: the annotation of a GenBank genome assembly
AUGUUACCUGUACGUAUUGACGAGCAUGUCUUUCGAGCGUUAGAAGAUGUUCUCUCAUCGGAUGAUAAGGCUCUUAUUGAAGACAUCGACGAGUUCGAUUCGAAAAUGAAACCAAAGUUUAACGAUACUAUCGAUGAUGCAACCGAACCCUUACUUGCAGAAUUGAAGACGACUAUUCAACAUACCCUUCCGUCAGAGAAUAUAUUUACAUAUCGGGUUCGAUGGUGUGACGAAUCAAGCAGAUCUAUAUAUUUGAUUCAAUUUAAAGACGAUUUCUAUACAGCCAUUCAACGACAAAUCGAUUAUCAUAUGACGAAAACUCGAACGAAAGAAAUUUUAUACGACGAAGUUUUAGAACAUGCGAUACAAUGUAAAACACUGAAUGAACGUUAUUUUCCACGUGAUUAUCUACUUGCACAAAUAAAAAGUUAUGUAUUGUCAAAUGAGACAAGGCCAUGCACGAUUUAUGGUGAGUCUGGCACAGGAAAGUCAUCUAUUAUGGCUGAAGUGGCGAUCAAGAGUCCUGAUUGGUUUCCAGAUCCAAGCUCGGUCUCGAUUAUCUUUCGUUUUCUGGGCACGACACCGUUGUCUAGUGACAUUCGUCGACCACUUUUCUCGAUUAUGAAACAAAUCUGUCUUAUCUAUCAUCUCGAAAUGCCUUCUGUUGACGAGUUCAGUAAGCCAGAAGUUUUGAAGAAGAAGUUGGAGAGACUUUUAACUCUAAUUCCGACUAGUGAACGACUGAUUUUACUAUUUGAUUCUAUUGAUCAGCUGCAAGUGGAAGACUAUGAUUGUUCCAAGUGGUUGCUGACAAAGUAUCCACAGAAUAUUAAAUGCAUCUUAUCUACAAUACCCACUAUUUCUGACAAAAAACGGGAUCCUCCAGCUACCUAUGAGAUUCUUAAUGGAUUAAAAUCUUUAUUGGCCGAUGCACCAAUGGUACAGAUAACCGAAUUCGAUGAACAGUCAGCAAUGCAAGUGUUUCAAUCAUGGUUAAAACGCGAUCAUCGGCGGUUGACAUCACUACAAAUAAGUUGGUUAGAGCCCAAACUGCAACCUCAUACAGUUUUCACGGGAUUUUAUGAAACAGAUUCGGAACCGACGCCACUGUUCCUCUCGUUAAUAUACGAUAUAACCCUUCAAUGGCACUCUUACGAUGAAAACCCCGAUGAAGAUUUCAAUGGAGUCGAAACAACAAGCACUGCGAUUAAUUAUUUAUAUACACAAUUAUCCAAAAAGCAUAAUGAAGUAUUCUUUAAACGAGCAAUGGCAUAUCUUCAGCAAGCCGGUGGUUUGAGUGAGAUCGAAUUAGAAGACAUGCUAAGUGCUGACAACACUGUUUUGCAGGCCAUUUUUGUUCAUUAUCUUCCACCAUUGCACACUUUUCGAAUACCGAGUACUUUGUGGGUUCGUAUUCGUAAUGAUAUGCAAAACUAUUUAACAGAAAAGGAUAUUGACAAUACGCCUGUCAUCUACUUUUAUCACCGCAGCUUUCGAGACUAUGAAGUAUUGGAUGGAGAAGAGAGCAAGUCCGUCGAUCUCAUUCGAUGUGCUUACUUCGCUGAUAAUACCGCUGGUUAUCCCAAUUUGCUCGAACAACCCUUCGAAAUUCGUUCUCGAAAGCUUAUUGAAAGAAACAAUGGUAUUUCAACACUGCUUGUCGAUCGGCGCCUGACACAACAAUCACCCUACAUAUUCCGAAAUAAGCAGCAACACUGCACGUACAAUAUGCGACGAAUCAAUCAGCUUUGUGCAGUGAUCAGGGUUACUCUAGAAAAUAAGUCGACUCAUUAUAUACUAGCAAAUGCGAAAUAUGAUGAGGAAAAUAUCGCUUAUGAAGUGAGUUUUAAUACUAUUGCUGUUCUCAAAGAUCCACCAGGCCGUGAGAGCGUUUUUUUCAAUUCAGAAACUGAUGUUUAUUAUUCUGAAGGACAGUGCGAUCUGUUUUUCUAUCAUUUCAAUCGUCCUGAAGAUAGUCGACUGGAAAAAAUCGGUCCUUCACCUCCUGUUCAUCAUCAACCAUUUAGUCGACAGUUCUUUUCCAGAAAACUUCAUGAUACUCUCAUUUGGUUGAGUACUAACUCGAUCGUUGUUUUCCAUUCCUGUGGCAAUCAUUUCAUUAUUCACGGCGAAUAUCGUAGUGUCGAUGCUCCCAGUGAUUUAUCAAUACGUAACGAUUGUCAUGAUUCGAUUUGUUGUCUUCAUCAAAAUGCAUCUGUCAUCGAUAUUCAUUCACUUGGACAUACUUUCUUUAUCAUCGAUGGUGAAAAAUGUCAACUUCUUCGAAUUGAUACCCAGUCUCCAUUCAAAUUACAGACUGUCACACAUAUCAAGUUUAGCAUCGAUAUUCAAUUGACCUUCACAUUAGCCGAACAAUCGAAAUUGUUCAUCGUAUCCAGGGAUUACUCUUCAUUAGCGAUUUGGAAUGCUAAUAGUAAUACUCUGACAUAUCAAUCGAUACCGUUUGAUCGCCAUCCCCGAAUCAACAGAAUACUCGCUCUUCCAUCUGCUUUGGUCUAUCGUGAUAGUGAAGCUCAGGUAUAUUUAUAUGAGAGUGAGCCAGAAAUGAAAAGGAUUCUUCUCGGUCGAGCAGAUGUUUUCGAAAGCAUUGGUCAACGUUUGGCUCUAUUCGAUCAAGCUAAUCGUAGACUGAUCAUGUACGAUGUUAGUAGGAAAUUACGUGGCACUAUUCGUUUGAGAACCCCGUUGAAGACACUAUGUUUCACAGGCGAUGGCCAAUAUCUAUUAGGAAUAUCCUGCGAAAAGUCAUUAUUACUCAUGUAUAGUGUAAAUAACGGGAAACUUCUUCAAAAACUUUUCUUCGAUAAUCUAUCACCUUGGCUUCAGGCUACUACGGAUCGCCUCGUUUUAUAUCGUAGAAAUGAACUCGUUCUAUUGGUAGUCGCAGGAAAAGGCGUCACUUUACCAGACAGUAGUCUACGGGAAACCUCUCCAUUAUUUGAAAACAAGCAAUGGUUUGAUUGUCAUCUGAAGAAAGAAUGGACGAAAGCAAGCUAA